AUGGCGACGGUCACAGCCUUGAUAGGUACCUUAUACAAGUACACCGUAGAUGCUACUUUUACUACCACAACUGAAAGCCUAAAUACGCUUCUAAACCAAUUGCAUAUGACCGGAUACAUGCUUUGUAAUGCAGAAUAUCGUCUAUCACUCUAUGAAAAGCUAAAUAACGCAAUCCCUCAAGAUAAUAGUCAGGGGGACACUCCUGAGAAUGACCCGUAUGAAGGGGAGGAGCGCCUGGAAGGAGGCAUAAGUAGAACAGAUGAUUUGCUCACAUUUAUUAGACAACUACCAGAGGCUCAGACUAACUCAUUAACUGAAAAUGCGAGUGUACAGGCUAUUCAAGUCUUAAAGUCGGUGGCACAAGUUGUGGUUCAGGGACUAGCUGCCAACAGCAAACAACAGUCUUCGCUGCAAUUGGAUUUUGUUAACAGGGGUAACAAACAAUUCCUAGCGCCCAUAGCUUUGCCUCUUAUUACACAAAAUGCAGUUUCCAUUAAGCAGUUGUGUCUAUGGCACUUGGCAUUGGGAUAUACUGUGAGGCAAAUUGAGGUGAGGCAUCAAAUACAAGAGUCCCUAGAACAAGAUAGUUGA
Babesia microti strain RI is the source of this 591-nucleotide messenger RNA. Its product is annotated as conserved Plasmodium protein, unknown function. NCBI's taxonomy places the organism in Eukaryota, Apicomplexa, Aconoidasida, Piroplasmida, Babesiidae. The record is from RefSeq and is a predicted model, not a curated record. The transcript has a single exon. Bases 1 to 591 code for a protein of 196 amino acids.